This is a messenger RNA of Microdochium trichocladiopsis, 453 nucleotides long. RefSeq names its product ribosomal protein S11-domain-containing protein. Gene Ontology annotation, biological process: ribosomal small subunit assembly; translation; maturation of SSU-rRNA from tricistronic rRNA transcript (SSU-rRNA, 5.8S rRNA, LSU-rRNA). NCBI's taxonomy places the organism in Eukaryota, Fungi, Ascomycota, Sordariomycetes, Xylariales, Microdochiaceae. Gene Ontology annotation, molecular function: mRNA 5'-UTR binding; structural constituent of ribosome; small ribosomal subunit rRNA binding. The transcript is spliced from 3 exons. The record is from RefSeq and is a predicted model, not a curated record. Gene Ontology annotation, cellular component: ribosome; cytosolic small ribosomal subunit. Bases 1 to 453 code for a protein of 150 amino acids.
AUGCCCCCCAAGAAGGCCCCCCGCGCUCCCCAGGAGAACAUCUCCCUCGGCCCCCAGGCCAGAGAAGGCGAGCUCAUCUUCGGUGUUGCCCGUAUCUUCGCCUCCUUCAACGACACUUUCGUUCACGUCACCGAUCUCAGUGGCCGUGAGACCAUCUGCCGUGUCACCGGUGGCAUGAAGGUCAAGGCUGACCGUGACGAGUCCUCCCCCUACGCUGCCAUGUUGGCCGCCCAGGACGUUGCCGCCCGCUGCAAGGAGCUCGGCAUCAACGCUCUGCACAUCAAGAUCCGUGCCACUGGUGGUAACGGCACCAAGACCCCUGGCCCUGGUGCCCAGUCCGCCCUCCGUGCCCUGGCUCGUUCCGGCAUGAAGAUCGGCCGCAUUGAGGACGUCACCCCCACUCCUUCCGACAGCACUCGCAGAAAGGGUGGUCGCCGUGGUCGCCGUCUCUAA